Molecule: messenger RNA, 2109 nt
Organism: Neltuma alba
Lineage: Eukaryota; Viridiplantae; Streptophyta; Magnoliopsida; Fabales; Fabaceae
Product: long chain base biosynthesis protein 1
Exons: 12
Coding region: 322-1755 (477 amino acids)
Biological process (GO): sphingosine biosynthetic process; ceramide biosynthetic process
Cellular component (GO): endoplasmic reticulum
Molecular function (GO): serine C-palmitoyltransferase activity; pyridoxal phosphate binding
Source: RefSeq, a predicted model, not a curated record
UAAUGUAAAUUGUUCGGUUGACGUUCAGAUAUUUGGAGGUUGGCGUAACUCGUGUUGAUGCAGGAAGCUGCGACCGUUAGCUAUCUAUAAUCUCAUCUGUCCACUAUUUCCCUUUUAUCAGAUAGUUCUUCCAAGUUUCAUUUGUCGUAGUUCUGCUUCUGAAUCCUUAACUAGUGUGCGAGCAACACAAAUGAAGAUUCUUCUUCUCUUUUGAGUUAUUUUGGCAGUCUGUUAUUCUAAGGUUUGAUAACACACAGUGGAACAUAUACGAGCAGGAAACAAAGAAUUGCUUAGUUAACUGAGUGAGAUACUGAGAUUGCGAUGGCAUUAGCUAUGCUUAACGUCGCUUUAGAAUGGGUGACAAUGGCUUUAUCUGCACGAGCUGUAGUUUGUGGAUCCUAUGUUGGUGCAAAUUUGUUUGUUGAAGUUCUUCUGCUGCUUGUCGGCCUUUUAUUGCUCUCCCGGAAACGUUCCAAACCUCGAAAACAGAAGUUGAGACCGAAGGAAGUAGAUGAGCUAUGUGACCAAUGGGUUCCAGAACCUCUAUUUCCUCCCAUAAGCAAAGAGAUGCUGUAUGAACCGCCAGUGCUGGAUAGUGCUGCUGGGCCGCAUGCUAUAAUUAAUGGUAGAGAAAUUGUUAAUUUUGCUUCGGCAAACUAUCUUGGAUUGAUAGGUCAUGAGAAGCUUCUUGAGAACUGUACUGCCGCUAUAGAAAAAUAUGGUGUUGGUUCCUCUAGUUCUCGCGGGUUUUAUGGAACAUUUGAUGUCCACCUUGAUUUUGAAGCCAAAAUAUCAAAAUUUUUGGGAACCACUGAUGCAAUUCUGUACUCUUAUGGACUUUGUACCAUGUUCAGUUCAAUUCCUGCUUUCGCUAGAAGAGGAGACAUAAUUGUUGUGGAUGAAGGAGUCCACUGGGGGAUCCAGAAUGGCCUUUGUCUUUCUAAAAGCACAGUGGUGUAUUUUAAGCACAAUGACAUGGACUCGUUGAGACAAACACUUGAGAAUGUUGCUAAAAAACAUAAGCGAGACAAGAAAAUGAGGCGUUACAUAGUUGUUGAAGCUAUCUACCAGAAUUCUGGCCAAAUUGCUCCCUUGGAUGAAAUCAUUAGAUUGAAGGAGAAAUACAGUUUCCGUGUUUUGUUGGAUGAGAGCAACUCAUUUGGUGUGCUAGGAAGAUCUGGAAAAGGUCUCACCGAAUACUAUGGAAUUCAGGCUGAAAAGGUAGAUAUCAUAGCUGCUGCGAUGGGACAUGCACUGGCCACAGAAGGAGGAUUCUGUGCUGGAAUUGCUGGAACUGAAAUUCACCAACGAUUGACAGGUGCUGGCUAUGCCUUUUCCGCUUCUCUGCCUCCAUAUCUUGCAAGCGGUGCAACCAAAGCUCUUGAAAUCCUCGAACAAAAUCCCAAUCUGGUUACAGAGCUGAAGAAUAACAUUGCUUUGUUGGGGAAAGAAGUAUCAGACAUCCCCGGCUUGAUAACAACAAAUAAUGCAGAAUCACCAAUUAUUCAUUUGAGGCUAGAAAAGUCAACAGGUUCCAUCGAAAAAGACCGGCGCCUGCUAGAAGAUAUUGCCAAGCGGGUUCUGGAGGAAGAUGGUGUAUUGGUGGUGGCUUCCAAAAGAUCAACGGUGGAUGAAUGUCGUCUGCCCUUAGGAAUUAAACUGUUCGUUUCGGCAGCUCAUUCAGAGUCUGAUCUACGAAAGGCAGCUGAAUCAUUGAAAAGGGUUGCUGCCUCAGUCCUGAGUGAUCAUAAUUGAGGUUGAAGGCUUCUUUCCUCUUUGUGUUAUGUACUGAAACAUCACUUCAGUUGCUGAAAUUGAACAACUUUCUAUGGUUCGGAAGGAUUUAAUAAUAAAUAGAAUCACAGGAACAUCGGUUCUUAAUGGUUUUAUGGAGAUAUAUUCAACUAUUAGCUGCAGUUUCAACAUUAAAUGUACAAAGUACCUUAGCAUUUUGCUGUUGGAAUAUUUUACAUGGUCCUCGCUAUUCCACAUAAUUGCAAAUUAGUCAUUUUGUAGCAUUAUCACACAUAAUUGAGGGGAAUAAUACUGUGACGUCGUUUAUUCUCAAUAUUUUGAUUGACAAUGAUGAUGCGGAGGAUAGAGUUAAUA